AUGAGUGACGUCAGCAGAUGGCAAUCAGCGGCUGCGACGGGCAAACCUGGUCGGCGGGCGCCCGGCACCUCGCCUGCUGUCGCCGCUGCGUCUCCCUUUGAUCUCCCCUCUUCCGCCGCUCCCGCUCCUCUCGCCUCUUUGCGCGCGGUAUCGCCGCAGGUCCAUCUCGCCCCGCGCGUGCCGCACCAACCCACGGUAGAAAAGCCGCUGGCCUCCGCGCAUCCCUCGCGCUCCCUGCCGUCGUCGCAGCCGCAUAGCAAAGCCCGCCGUCUGCCCUUUCGCUUCCCCGCGCGCACCGUGUCCGCCCAGGCGCACGCGCUCUGCCACUACGCCGCGCUCACCGUCGCCGCGGCCCUCUUUCUCGUCGUGUGGAUCGCCUUUCAGCCCGACUCGCCCGCCCUGCCCGACGCCCGUGGCGCCAGUGGGAGGGCCUUCCCCCGCCGCCACUCACAUGAGGCGUUGCGAGGCUGCCCCGUGUGCGGCCGCGGCGAGGUCAAGCUGCCGCCGCUGGUGCGCCCGCUGUCCGCGCGCGGCGCCAAGGUGCGCCUGUGCAUGGGCAGCGCCGCCGCGCCAUUCGCGCAGGGCACGUUCGUGAGCCCCGAGGAGGCGCGCGACGGGGCGAGCUUCGGCAGUCGGUUCGCGCAGCUGACGGUGUUCGAGGCGGAGGCGCUGCACGAGACGGCGGACGGCGCGGGGGACGCGCGCGGAGGCGGCGGGCAGGCGGGGCGGCAAGGUCAGCGAGGGGCGGCGGCAGUGAGGACGUGGGUGCGGCUGCUGGCGUUCCUGGAGGACGAGGAGUCGAUCCGCAAGACGCAGUGGGAGGGGUGGGGCGCGGCGGAGCUGAGCGACGUGUACUGGCGGGGGGCGCUGCAGGUGAAGUGCCUUGUGUGGCCGGGCCACGACCCCGCCCUGCACAGCGUGGCGCCCGCCCUCGUGGUGGACGCCGUCGUGCGCCACCGCCACCCCUGGCACAUCGCGCUCCACUGCCCCCUCCCGCCCCUCGCCUCCCCCUCCGCCUCCCCCUCCUCGCCCCCCACCGACCCCUCAGUGGACCCGUCAGCGGAUGCGGCAGUGGCGGUGCGAGUGAGGGUGAGCAGGAGGGAGGCGCGGCGGCACUACGUGGAGUACGGGCAGCGCCUGCAGGUGCAGCUCGUGGCGGCCCGCAACGGCUCCGACCUGCGCAUGCCGCCGCUGCUGCUCUGCCGGGCUGAUGGCGACGCCGACCACACUGACAGCAACGACGGUGGCGGCAGCGACGGCCCCAUCGACCCGGGCAGCCGCGCCCCGCCGUUCCCCUUCGCUGCCAUGGAGAGGGAGGUGGCUGCCGCGGCUAGUGCAGGCUCGGGAGGAGGCUCGGAACUGGCGAGGCUGAUGGGAGAGGAUAUGGGAGGAGUCGGUGGGAAAGGGAGGAUGAAGGGAGCGGGGAGAGGGGAGGGCGCCGCGGCGGGAGGAAAGGAGGGUGGCAGCGCGGAGGACAUGCUGGUGGACUACGCUGCUGGGGAGGACGCCGCCCCGCACGACCAGGGGGGCAGCAGCUCUGCAAGCGGCAGCAGCGGCACCAGUGGGGGCGGCAAGAGCAGGGCGAUGGGGGCGGUGGCGAUCUGCCUGCGGCCGUUCCACACGCGGCAGCUCUUCUCGCUGGACGUGGCCUUCUCGCACGCGCGCCUGCUGGAGUGGAUGGAUGCGGCGCUGCUGAUGGGCGUGCAGCGCAUCUACGUGUACGACCGCCACGCCACCGCCAUGGCCGGCCUGCUGGCGCCCUACAUGCAGCGCGGGCAGGUGCAGCACGUGCCCUUCCCCCCCUGGAGCGAGGUCUUCUUCCGCCACAAGCUCUACGCUGGCAAGGCCCGCGUGCCGUACCUGUUCCCGGAGAUCUACGAUCAGAUCAUAUCGUACGAGCACUGCCUCAUGCAGGGGCGGCGGAGGGGCGACAGGUGGCAGCUGCACAUAGACAGCGACGAGUUCGUGUGGUACGAGCCACGCACGGGGGGCUUCCUCAAGCCGCUGCUGGCUCGCCUCGAGCUCAACCACUCGCGCUCACGGCCGCGCGGCAGCAAGGAGCCCCUCAGAGUGAUUCAGCUGCGGCGCUUCAACUUCUGGGGCGUGGAGGCGGAGUCGCGCCGCGAGCCCGUGUUGGACCGCCUCACGUGGCGCUGUGCACAGCCCAUGUGGCACACGGAGGGGUGGGCGGGCUGGCAUGACAAGCUGGCUGUCAACCCGCACACCAUCCUGCCCUACUCCGUGGCGAUCCACACGACCACGGCGCCACCAGAGUCGGUGGCAACGGCGCCGAGGGACGUGCUGCACCUCAACCACUUCACAGCCACGGCCAUCGACCUGGCGCAGCACCCGUGCCGCUCCUGGGUGAAGCCCGUGCUGGACCGCGGGCUCACCUGGGUCACCCCGCGCGCCCUCAAGUGCCGCGCCCUGCCCUGCCGCCGCUCCACACCCCUCGAGUGCUGGCCCUUCUGCAUCCUGCCCUGGCGGGACGACCAUGGCAGGGGCUCCGGUGCUGGUGGGGGGCCAAGGGUGGCUAAAACGGAGAGUGUGGAGAGUGAGGAGGGAGAGAAGAGUGAAGAGCCCGUAGAAGAUACCAUGUAA
Closterium sp. Yama58-4 is the source of this 2601-nucleotide messenger RNA. Lineage: Eukaryota; Viridiplantae; Streptophyta; Zygnematophyceae; Desmidiales; Closteriaceae. The record is from the annotation of a GenBank genome assembly.